GAUUCACCAAUGAACUUGAGGAACCCACAUGAUUUGGUAAUACUAAUGAGACAAGAAACAACCGUUAACUACCUCAAAGAACUGGAGAAACAGUUAGUUGCUCAAAAGAUUCAUAUAGAGGAAAAUGAGGACAGAGACACAGGGCUGGAGCAAAGGCAUAAUAAAGAGGAUCCGGACUGCAUUAAAGCAAAGGUGCCCUUGGGGGACCUGGAUUUGUAUGAUGGUACAUACAUCACCUUAGAGAGCAAAGAUAUCCGCCCUGAAGACUAUAUAGACACAAAGUCUCCUGUGCCUCCAGAUCUGCAGCAGCCAGACUGUACAAAAGUUCUAGAUCUUCCAUACAGCAUUCAUGCUUUUCAGCAUUUACGGGGUGUUCAAGAAAGAGUUAAUCUUUCCGCACCCUUGUUACCUAAAGAAGAUCCAAUCUUCACGUACUUAUCCCAGAGGCUGGGAAGAAGUAUAGAGGAAAUAGGUCAUCGUAUUUAUGAAGGACUAAUGAAGAACUCUUCUUCCUGGGUGCUCUACAAUAUGGCUUCUUUUUACUGGCGAAUAAAGAAUGAACCAUAUCAAGUAGUAGAAUGUGCCAUGCGUGCCCUUCAUUUCUCUUCAAGGCAAAAUAAAGAUAUUGCAUUGGUAAACUUGGCAAAUAUUCUACACCGGGCACACUUCUCUGCAGAUGCUGCUAUUGUGGUCCAUGCUGCUCUGGAAUACAGCGACUACUUUACCAGCUAUUACACUUUGGGAAAUAUAUAUGCAAUGCUUGGGGAAUACAACCACUCGGUGCUGUGUUACGAUCAUGCUUUACAAGCCAAACCAGGGUUUGAGCAAGCUAUAAAAAGGAAACACGCUGUACUUUGUCAGCAAAAGCUUGAGCAAAAGCUGGAGGCUCAGCAUAGAUCCCUUCAACGAACAUUAAAGGAACUGAAGGAAUAUCAGAAGCAGCAUGACCAUUACCUUAGACAACAAGAUGUCUUAGACAAGUAUAAGCUCAUCCAGGAGGAGCAAAUCUUGAGGAACAUCAUACAUGAGACACAAAUGGCAAAAGAAGCUCAAAUAGGGAACCAUCAGAUUUGUAGACUGGGCAACCAGCAGCACAGCUUGCACUGCCAGUGGGACCAGCCUGUUCGGUAUCACCGUGGGGACAUUUUUGAAAAUGUGGAAUAUGUUCAGUUUGGUGAGGACUCUUCAACUUCUAGCAUGACAUCUGUGAAUCUGGGUGUUCAUGCAAACCAAAGUGACCACAGCCAGUCCUUGCAGUCUUCCCCUGUCGCUCGUUCCGUUGUUUCACUCUGGAGUGUAGAAUCCCAUCAAGAUAAACAACAUAUUCUUUGGCCUAAGAGAUCAGAGUGCAUGAGAUCCUUCCCAAAAAUUCCUGAUCCAGAAGAACUGCCAACUUACUUUCUGCCUCCAGAAAACAGAGGAUUCAGGGCCCACUCAAUCCUGAGUGUCCCAGAAGAAGCUGUUGUGGAUGAAGAAACCCAGCCACCAGACUGUUCCUCCAUCACUGAUGCUCGUAACAAUGAAUCUCUGUAUCUGCUGGUCAAAGAACUUGACAGUAAUCUAGAUUUGAAAUCUAAGAUGCCAGACGAUCGAGCAAGACAAGUCUUGCAUUCUCGUAUCAACAAUCAAACUAUUACACAAGAGAAGAUAGGAGCAUUUCUCAGUCAUGCUAUCAGAAAGCCAGAAGAUCCACUGUGGCUUUUGCUUAAUGAAGCUGGAUUGUACUGGCGUGCGGUUGGAAACAGCACCUUUGCUCUUGCCUGUUUGAGAAAAGCAGUUAAUUUGGCUCCACAUGAAUACCAGGAUAUCCCUCUAGUCAAUAUUGCUAACCUCUUGAUUCAUUAUGGUCUUCAUUUGGAUGCCAGCAGGCUCCUGCUAGAGGCUUUGGCCAUCAAUACCUCUGAGCCUCUGACUUUUUUGAGCCUAGGAAAUGCAUAUCUGGCUCUGAACAACAUAAGUGGAGCCCUACAAGCCUUCAGGCACGCGCUGGAUUUGAAGACAAAGUGUCUGGAGUGCGAAAGCAGCCUGAAGUUGAUCCGCUGUUUGCAGUUUUACCCUUUUCUGUACAACAUCACCUCUUCUGUAUGCAGUGGCCACUGUCAUGAGAAGAAUCCAGAUGACGGUCACGAUAAGGAGAAGUACUUCAGUGACCCCCAUGACUCAGUCACAGCAGUGGCUGGAGGACACCCUGAGGGAGAUACAGAAGAAGAUCCAGAGGCCCUGACGCAGAGUUCAGUGAGGGAUUCUUCCUUCUCAAAGCUGGAAAACACAGUUGUUGCAGAAAGCAAUGGCUCAGAAGGAGUGGAAGGUUUAGAAGGCAACCAGAUGUCUGAAGAGAUGUUGGCUUUGGUGGAUGAAUUUGAAAACUCUUGGCCUCAGGAAGCUUUUGAGGGGGCACUGGAGGUAAAAGGCCGUCGGAUGGACUUGCAGGGAAUCCGGGUCCUAAAGAAGGGGUCUCCAGAUGGACUGGCUAGCUCCUGUUUUGGAGACUGCGGUGAUGAUGAUGAUGAAGCUGAAUGGAUCACUUUCCAGGUUAAACGUUUAAAGAAACCAAAAGCUGAAAGUGUGGAUUUACAGGAGCCUGUUGGGAGAAGGGGAGAAGGAACUAAUGGAGAAAAUGAGAACUUUUACCGAACUGCCUUGGAGAUCAGUGGACCAAAGAUACCUGCUCCAGGACCAAUAGGAAAAAGGCAUGAUUAUCGUAGCCUGGGCUGGCCUAGUCCUGAUGAAUGUCUGAAACUCCGUAGAGUGGAGCUUACAACUGUAGCAAGCACAUGGCUCGCUGUUUCUGCUAAAAAUAUUGACAUUACAGAACACAUCGAUUUUGCCACUCAGCUGCAAGAACCAGCUGUGGAGCCCCUUUGCAACCCCAACCUCCCUGCCAGUAUGCACACUUUGGACCACCUGCAAGGCGUCUCAGGUCGGGCAAGCCUGCAUUACACUGGAGAGAGUCAGCUGAAAGAGGUGCUACAGAACCUUGGCAAAGACCGAUACUCGCCACAGUCAUUAGAACAAGUUGGUACUCGAAUAGCCAAAGCUUUGGAAAAGAACCAGACGUCGUGGGUGCUCUCCAGCAUGGCAGCUCUGUACUGGAGGGUGAAGGGCCAGGGCAAGCGGGCGAUCGACUGCUUGCGGCAGGCGCUGCACUACGCCCCCCACCACAUGAAGGAUGUGCCACUAAUCAGCCUCGCAAACAUCUUUCACAAUGCAAAACUCUGGAAUGAUGCCAUCAUCGUGGCUACCAUGGCAGUGGAAAUAGCCCCUCACUUCGUGGUUAAUCAUUUCACCCUGGCAAAUGUCUAUGUAGCAAUGGAGGAGUUUGAGAAGGCCAUGAAAUGGUAUGAGUCAACAUUAAAACUUCAGCCGGAGUUUGCCCCAGCCAAGAAUCGAAUCCGCACCAUCCAGUGUCAUUUACUUAUGAAAAAAGAGCGACGGUCUCCUUAGAGAUCAGCAUCUUUCUCUUUUCUUUUUU
Molecule: messenger RNA, 3472 nt
Organism: Tinamus guttatus (white-throated tinamou)
Lineage: Eukaryota; Metazoa; Chordata; Aves; Tinamiformes; Tinamidae
Source: RefSeq, a predicted model, not a curated record